AUGGAUUUAAUGGUGGAUCAUGCCGAUUCCAUCGAGCAAUUUCGUCCUAUUACUCUUACCAACUUAGUUUUCAAGAUUAUUCUAAAGAUUCUUGCACUUCGAUUAUCUUCAAUUGCAUCUCGUAUUGUGUCUCCUCAGCAGCAUGCUUUUGUUGUUGGCAGAAAUAUAUCAGACUGUAUCUUGGUGACUUCUGAGUGUUUCAAUCUUUUGGACUCAAAAUGUUAUGGUGGAAAUGUAGCAAUUAAAACAGAUAUCACCAAGGCGUUUGAUACACUCUCAUGGGACUUUCUUUUACAUGUUCUCCAAGCCUUCGGUUUUCAUGAAAGUUUUGUGCAGGUCCGAGUUUUAUUAUUAUCUGCCAGGCUUUCUUUGCUCAUUAAUGGUAGAACCUAUGGUUAUUUUUCUUGUGGGCAAGGUGUGAGGCAAGGUGACCCACUAUCUCCUUUACUGUUCUGUUUGGCGGAGGAGGUUUUAAGCCGUGGUAUUUCAAUGCUUGUAUCUUCUGGGCAGGUGAAACGUAUCCACUCUCCUAGAGGUACUCUAUCUCCUUCCUAUGUAUUGUUUGCAGGUGAUGUUAUUGUUUUCUGUAGGGGGAAUCGUCAGAAUCUAUUGAGGGUAAUGAGUUUUUUUUAUGAAUACGGUAGUGUUUCUGGCCAGAUUAUUAACAAGGACAAGUCCCAAGUUUUUAUUGGGAAACAUAACCGCCGACGUCACUCUAUCUCUGAUUGCUUGGGUAUUCCUUUAGGUACUGCUCCGUUCAUGUACUUGGGUGCCCCAAUCUUUCAUGGAAAGCCUCGUGUUGCCCAUUUUCAAGCUAUUGUUGACAAAGUCAGAUUGAAGCUUUCAAGUUGGGUGGGUUCAUUUUUGUCUAUGGCUGGGCGUCUCCAACUUAUAAAGUCUGUAAUAUAUAGCAUGUUUGUCUACACGUUUCAAGUGUAUGAAUGGCCAGUGUCCUUAUUAAGAAAAGUUGAGAGAUGGUGCCGAAACUUCCUUUGGUCUGGUGAUAUUGAUAAACGUGGAAUUCCUCUGGUCUCUUGGACGUCUUGUUGUGCGCCAAUUGAUGAAGGAGGUUUGGGGCUUAAGAAACUUGAUGUGCUAAAUAGCUCUCUUUUGCUCAAGCGUUGUUGGGAAAUUUUUACCUCAUCUUUUGAAGGUUGUUGCUUUAUUCGAAAUCGUUUUUCAAAGCGUCGUUCUUAUGCUCCAUCUUCUAUAUGGCCUGGAGUGCGCAAGUUUUGGGGGUUGGUGCAGAAUAACACUCGGUGGUUGGUUGGUACAGGUGACAAAAUCUCAUUUUGGAGAGACAAUUUUUUGGGCAGACCUCUCAUUGAAUUUUUUGGUAAUCAUGGUGCUCUGAAUGAUAAUUCUUCUUUGGUCUCAGACUAUAUUGAUAAUGGUUCUUGGGUUUUGCCUCCUCUUUUACAACUCAAUCUAUCGGCAGUGUGCAAUUUGAUCUGUCAAGUUCCUAUUUCCAUAAAUCCUUCAAUGGAGGACAAAUUGAUUUGGCAAGCUUCUUCUACCGGUGAACUUACCGCUAAGCAGGCCUUUCUCUUUCUGCAACAAGCAUCUCCUGUAGUGCCAUGGGGUAAGCCUUUAUGGUCUAAAUUUAUUUUGCCUCGUAUGUCUUUGCAUGCUUGGAAGGUUAUGAGAGGUACAGUAAUUUCAUAUCAUCUUUUGCAACGUAGAGGAGUAGCAUUGGUUUCACGGUGUGAAUUUUGUGGUAAUAGUACUGAAUCUCUAGAUCAUAUCUUUCUCCAUUGUUCUUUUGCUGCAUCAGUUUGGAAUCACUUCAUUUACAUUUUUGAAAUUGGACUUGUUCCAAACACAAUUGCUGAGGUUUUUAGUUUGGGUUUAGCCAUGGAUAGAAGUCCUCAGCUUAAAGAACUUUGGUUAAUAUGUUUCACUUCUAUUCUCUGGUAUAUCUGGCAUGCAAGAAAUCAGAUCAGGUUUGACAGCAGGACAUUUUCAGUUGCUGGGGUUUGUCGCCUAGUUUCAAGGCAUAUCCAAGCUUCUAGUAGAUUAGCAACUGGUCACAUGCAUAACACAAUUCAUGAUUUGUGUAUCUUAAAAAGUUUUGGUGCCUGUUGUCGAUCGAGGCGUAUUCCUAGAAUGGUUGAGGUCAUUUGGCAUCCCCCUUCCAUUGGAUGGAUUAAGAUAAAUUCAGAUGGUGCUUGGAAGCAUGAAGAGGGUAUUGGAGGUUUUGGCGCUGUUUUUCGCUAUUAUAAAGGUCAAUUUGUUGGAGCUUUUGCUUCCCAUAUUGAUAUUCCUAGUUCCAUUGCGGCAAAGGUAAUGGUAGUGAUCACAGCUAUAGAGCUUGCUUGGGUUCGUGAUUGGAAGCAUGUUUGGUUGGAGGUAGAUUUUUCUACUGUACUCGACUAUAUCCGUUCUCCUUCACUUGUGCCUUGGCAACUUCGAGUUAGGUGGUUGAAUUGCCUAUACAGGAUCUCUACAAUGACUUUUAAAUCUUCUCACAUUUUCAGAGAAGGAAAUAGGGUAGCAGAUGCUCUAGCUAAUCAUGGAACAUCUAUGUCUGAGGAGGUAUGGUGGGAUGUGCCUCCUUCAUUUAUCUUGUCCUAUUAUGAGCGGGAUCUUUUGGGUAUGCCAAAUUUUAGGUUUCGGUAA
Molecule: messenger RNA, 2619 nt
Organism: Fragaria vesca subsp. vesca
Lineage: Eukaryota; Viridiplantae; Streptophyta; Magnoliopsida; Rosales; Rosaceae
Product: putative ribonuclease H protein At1g65750-like
Exons: 2
Coding region: 1-2619 (872 amino acids)
Molecular function (GO): RNA-DNA hybrid ribonuclease activity; nucleic acid binding
Source: RefSeq, a predicted model, not a curated record